AUGGAGGCUGCAGCGAGAACCCUUGCACAAGCGCACCACGCUGCCCAACCACAGCAGCAAGCCGCCGCAACAGCGGCCCCCACCCAGGCAGCGCCAGCCCAUGCGCCUGCUGCGAUCAGCAUUGCCCCCACUUUUAUAGCACCGGCGGGAGGAUUGGAGGGUUACGACAUGUCGUCUCUUGAUCAGUUGCAGGCUCAUGCAUUGCAGCUAUCGGCAUCAGCUGGACUGACCAAUCUCCUUCUACCGGCAGCUGCGGGCCAGCAUGCACAACAGGCAGCUGCAGCGCAACAAGCCCAGGGAACCGCACAAGCGGCCAAGGCCCAUCAGUCCUUCAUCUUUCUUCAGCCAGCAGGCGCCACUCAUGGCCUUCCCGCUCUGGCUGCCUUGGGAGCUGCACCGACACAUGCAGGACAAGCUCCGGCUCCAGGUUCUGCACAACAGACGCAGAGCUACAUCAUCGCAGGCCCCAAUGGAGCUCCAACAUCCAUUACGGCACCGGCAGGCCUUGGCCACCAGAUCUUUGCAGCAGCUACAGCUGGGGGUCCCGCUACCCUGGCCAUUGCCCCCAAUGGUACCUUGCAAUCACAGCACCAGUCAUAUUCAAGCGCGGGGAUUCCAAUACCCAUGCCCAUGCUGAUUCCGCAACCACAACAGCAGCAGCAGCAAGCAACCCAAAUAGCAUUGCAACAACAACCACAGUUUGCUCCUUUGCAACCAGCGCCUCCUCCCACUGCCGCUGCCCCAGACGAUGCAACUGGGGCUGCGGCUGCCGCAUUGGCGGGGACCAAACGGAUGCAUGAUUCCUCUGUGGUGUCACAGUCCACAGCCUCUCUGGAGUCGAAUCCUGGGAGUACACUUCAUAGUAGUGCAAGCAACGGCAGCUUGAUUGGUGGCAGCACCAACGGCAAUUCAAGCAGCAUGAAUAUGAAUAUGAACGAUUUCCCAGAAUUUCAGCUUCGAAACAAGGACGGAUCCAUUAUUACGGAAAAGGACCUCGAGAAAAUGUCACCCGCAGAACGAAGGCGCUACGAGCGGAACCUGAGAGAGCAGCAACGAUCUUUUCGGAUCAGUCAGCAAAUCCAGCAACUACGAGACGUUCUGUCAGAGUCCAAGGUCCCCUUCAAGCCAAACAAGUACUCUAUCCUCGUCAGCGUCGCUGACUACAUCAAGCAGUUGCAGACCAGGGCAAUCAUGCUGGAUUCCGAACACAAGAAACUAUUCAAGACCAUCCAAGAAACAAACGAGAUGGUGGCGUCAGGGCAAAUACCGGAUGCCAGCCCGGCACCAGCCGAUGGGGCGAUCAACGGCGAGAAGGAGGGCACUGGUGCACAGGCGACGAACGAACAAGGCGAACUGCUGUUUGUUCAAGGCUUGGACUACCAGGCGGUUUUUGAACAAACCCCGACCGCAAAUGGAGUUGCAUCCAUCGACGGCCGGAUUCUGACCUGCAACAAGGAACUUGAGAGCAUCCUGGAAACCACGCGCGAGCAUAUAGAACGCCAGUCUCUCUUCACAUUGGUUCAGAACCAUCAAGAGAUCUUUGAGGCCAUGGCAGAGUUACUCAAACGAGCCGAUGCCUUGAGCAACGGGUCCCUGAAGGCAGAUCCCGUCCAACUUCUAUAUUGGAGUGGUCGCGUGGUAACUCCGACCGAAAAGAAGCUCGGUAUGCACAUCACUCUGGCUUGUACCAAAGAUGGCAGUCCCAAGUUUUUUUCUUUCUGCAUGUCUCCUGCGUAG
Molecule: messenger RNA, 1737 nt
Organism: Seminavis robusta
Lineage: Eukaryota; Bacillariophyta; Bacillariophyceae; Naviculales; Naviculaceae
Source: the annotation of a GenBank genome assembly